CGCCUGAGCAGAUCACACACUUCCCCACAGAGAGGGCGGUUCCUAAACCCAGUACGAAGAGGGAGACACACACGGGAUCAGGGGCACAAACCCUCACUCAGCAGCACCGAGCCAAAGUUGCUGAAAGCUGCUGCGUCUGGAAUGACCAAUCACUCAUCACACUCCAACGGCAUGCAGGGCCUGCGGAAGGAGCACCUGUACAAGGUGCUGGUUAUCGGGGACCUGGGGGUCGGGAAGACGUCCAUCAUCAGGCGCUACGUCCACCAGACCUACUCCACUAACUACAGGGCCACCAUCGGAGUGGACUUCGCCCUGAAGGUGUUAAACUGGGACUCUGAGACUGUCCGGCUUCAGCUGUGGGACAUUGCAGGUCAGGAACGUUUUGGAAACAUGACACGAGUGUACUACCGUGAAGCCAUGGGAGCCUUCAUCGUGUUCGAUGUGUCACGUCACACGACCUUCGAGGCCGUCAUAAAGUGGAAAGAGGACCUGGACUCUAAACUGAUGCUGGCUGAUGGACAGAGCAUCGCUACUGUGCUGCUGGCUAACAAGUGUGACCAGGGCAUGGAGAUGGCCAAUAACGGCGUCAAAAUGGACCAGUUCUGCAAGGACCACGGCUUCAUCGGUUGGUUUCAGACCUCUGCUAAGGACAAUCUCAACAUCAGCGAAGCUGCAAACUUCCUGGUCAAGCACAUCAUGGCCACAGAGAAUGACAUCCUGAAAAGCGUGGUACCGGACACCAUCUCACCUCAGCUCGACUCCAAAAGACAAAUGAGCUGCUCUGGCUGCUUCAAAUAAUGAAGCGACGGAACGAUGGUAGGACCGAACAGAACGGAGACACAGUAGGACAAAGAGGGACGGGUGCACGGCACGGCCUUCCUAAGCCUUACUGGUGUUACGGUUUGGCUUCUUCAGCACCAAACCAGAGCUAGCCUGUUGAAUGUUUGUGAUCUCAGUGCUCAAUUACAAGCAAACCAGAGCUCGCAAACUAAAAUCACAUGGACUCAGGAGUUGCACAUUUAUUUAACAGAGUUUUGGUAACGAGCCUUACUGUGAGUUCCCUGCAGACAAACAAGUAUACCGCCCUUGUUCAUGCUCUUUGGCAUCAUUAUUUCAGAUAGCAAACUGCCAACAGUCACCUUUUGUGUCAAGAUUAUAUCCUCUUCUGAUAACAUCUGACUCGGAAAAGGACACUCCAGCAUAUGAUUGUGUUGCUGUUCUCCAACUAUUUACCUUCAUACUUCCACACACACACUUGGUGACAAAAACAGUGUGGGAUACAUGCAGGCUUCCUUUACUGUUAAGUCUGCCAGAGCCAAAGAAAGCAGUAUUGAUCACUUUCAGUGGAUCACACACUUGUAUUGUGUAAUUAUGUGAUUUUGCACAUGCAUUGCUUUUUUUUUAUUAUUAUGAUUUUAAUUUAUUUAUAGGAAGCUUUUUGUAAUGUUUGAUUGUAAUGCUGGUUUAUGUAUUAUGUUAUUCUGCUCUAAAUAUUUACCUACAACUGACUAUUGUGUAAGCCUUAUUUAAUCAGGCCAUUUAAGCAACGAUGUAUAUUCACAGCAAAAACUUGGUCGAGGUGAGACGUUGCUAAGAAAAGAAGUGUUAUACAGGGAACACUAGAGACAGGUUGAAAAGUAAAUGAAGAAAAUAGAAAAUGCAAAACAUAUGUGGAUACAUAUAAAUAAAAGUUAAAAAACAAUCAAACAUUUUUGCGAUUUAGCACCCCCCAGUGUUCUACUACUGUGGUAAAUAUCUUCAGCUGUACACAUGUAUUUGUUGUGAUUACAUGACUUAUGAUCAAAAACAAGCCACACACCAAACAAGUGCAACAACACAAGACAUACAGUAGCAGCCAGUUAAUAUUACUGACAAGUCCAACAAUAAGAAGCCCAGCUCUGCGUCUGUCUUUAAGCCUGUUAUGUCACCAAGCUCUCACCAACCACUAAACUUAGCUUCUUCUGUCUUCUUCUAAUGUCUUUUUCGGUCUCUUCACCUCUGCUAUUAUGUCAAUAGAUGUUGAUGUGUCCAGCUACAUUGCCCACUUGCCCAGCUCCAGUUCUGGCAUGACACCAGCAGCAUUCUCCUGCAACCCUCCUCUUUCUGGUGGUCCAAAACGAUUGUGGUCCAAACACUAACACACACCCCUCGUGCUAACAAACUGAGCUAACGUUAGUUCAGAACAGUUUACUGUUCAUUAGGAAACUCUGUAAAUCACAGAGAGUUGAGCAGCUGGAGGACAUCAGAGGAAAAAGCAGAAAACGUUUUCUCCAUAAAAUAUGAUUCACCAAAAUCAGUCAAAUAGUUGGUGGUGUGUGACUUUGUGCCAUAAAGUGUGAUAUACUUUGGAGUUAGGAGUCAGGCAUACAAACACCAGGCACCAUUCACCUGAUUACAAGUCAGUGUGGCAUCAACAUGACAGUCUUUUCAUAAACAGUCUUUAUUGCCCUGUGUGCUGUUCCACAGCAGUAGUUCAGGUAUAAGUGAUGAAAGGCGUGACACCCCUCCCUCCCACUGUCUUGGAGGUAGCCCUGUCCAAUCUCUGACAUGGGAGGGUUGUCUGCUGAUGGAGCUGACCUGGGCCCUCGGGCUACAAAAGCUGGCUCAUGUGCUUCCUACUGUCUCUCCCUUCCUACAGCUCACACACACUUUACGUCACUUUCCUUUGUUUUGCACUCUCGAGACCUCCACAGCACAAUGGUUGCAUUGCUCAGACACACUCCAUUGUUUAUUUGUGCUAUCCUUAGUUUCAAUAAAUGACUCUUUUCCAUUCCCUGAGCCGAUUUGUGACAAAAGGCUUGUCAGACGUUUGCUUGUUAAUUGAAGAGAGGGCGGUCAUCCUUCUGUCUGAAGUUUGCUCUCAUCACUACUACUAAUGUUUGGCUGCAACAUCUGAACACGGUGCUUUCUGCUUUUUCUUUUUGGUUGUCAGGAUUGGCAAGAAUGUUUGUGCGUUUAUUUCUUCAUCAGAGGGAGAAUUGUGUUGAUCUGUCUGGAUGUAAACUGGACAUUCUCACGAGUUGACAUGCCAGAGCCGAACCCUCUGUAUCCAUGGUAACUAGAUCAAGUCUUUUUUUAUGGGUAUCCUCUAAUGUCUCUGUGAAGCUAUUUCUCGCUGUGCUCACAACCAUACAGACACAAACGCACACGCGCAUACACGCACGUACACGCCGUUUUUUUUUCCACCCUACAUGUCCUUGUUGCUUUUUUUACCUCGUCUUUUCUCCUCUCCCACUCCACUCCAGCCUCCAUUAUUGUUCCUCAUCCUUAAAAAAAAACCCUGGUGCUCUCUCAACACAGCUACAUGUUUUUUUUCUUUUCUUUUAUAUGUCCACUGCCACAUAUCUCUGAUUCACAUACAGUGUGUACAGCACAUUAUAUAAACCGUGCACGGGCUCGACUGCACGCCCACAGAUGCAGCACUUUUAUUGGUCGCCCAACAUGCUGACUCUGAUUGCAUUGUGUGAAGUUGUCCUGACCCUGCACCUCUGUUUUACUUGAUAGUAGUGUCUUUUGUAAAAAAAAGGCAAGGUAGUUAAACUCACUUCAAAGUCCCUGAUUAUACAAUGUGCCAAAGUGGGAUAAAAUCAUAAAGUUGCAUGGCCUGUUCCCAUUGACACACAUACAGUAGUGUACAAGCGUAUAUUGACAUGCAUAUGUCACAUUGUUUCUUUGGGUUGCUGUUAAUCAGCAGUGCUUCAACAGUGUUUGUAAGCAUGUUAACAACAGCGUCAUGUGCUAUUGUGUGACUUCUUGGUGACACAGCACCAUGCACAUUAGGGACUUAUAGACGUCAACAUGAAAUUACAAUUUCAUAGUGCUAUGAGGAUGUUGAUGACAUCACGCAUGGUGUCACACUGUAGAUGUUAGAACUGAUUUGAACUCAGCACAACACACAUUCAGGCACACACACACGCACACACACACACACACA
Molecule: messenger RNA, 3934 nt
Organism: Larimichthys crocea (large yellow croaker)
Lineage: Eukaryota; Metazoa; Chordata; Actinopteri; Sciaenidae
Gene: rab38b
Product: RAB38b, member of RAS oncogene family
Exons: 3
Coding region: 142-798 (218 amino acids)
Biological process (GO): endosome to lysosome transport; phagosome-lysosome fusion
Cellular component (GO): late endosome; Golgi apparatus; lysosome
Molecular function (GO): GTPase activity; GTP binding
Source: RefSeq, a predicted model, not a curated record